AUGGCAAUGCCCCGGAAUUCAACCACAGAAAAUGGCUUUUGUUUCGCUCAGACGCUUGACUUCUCCUGCUCAUCUCCUCCUCCCGGUGAGACUGGCCGGACCUUUGAGGCCCCAAGUGGGCGGGGGGCGGGCAGGACCCCGCUGAGCAACGGCACGGCAUCCUCUGGUGUGCCCAGCCCCUCCGACUCGUGCGCUGAGCCCCUCUGCUCCCCCACGCCCGGAGAGGAGGAGACCCAGUUCAACGAAGGGAUUAAAUACGUGUCAGCCAACAGGGAGGAACUGGUGUGCGGCUGGGGGGGGGUCACCCCCGGGUGCUUACAGCUCUUUAACACAUCCAAGGGCGUCUUGUUCUUCCUCUGCGUGGCCUCCUUCCUGCAAGGCAUGACGGUGAACGGCUUCAUCAACACGGUCAUCACCUCCAUCGAGCGACGCUUCGACCUCCGCAGCUACCAGAGCGGGCUGAUCGCCAGCUCCUACGACAUCGCAGCGUGCGUCUGCUUGACCUUCGUCAGCUAUUUCGGGGGCAACGGCCACAAGCCGCGGUGGCUGGGUUGGGGUGUACUGGUCAUGGGUUUGGGUUCCCUGCUCUUCGCCUUGCCCCACUUCACCACGGGACGGUACGAGGUGCGCUCGGCAGCGGAGGUGGGCAUCUGUGGGGGCAACCAGAGCCUGCCCUGUACCCAGGCGGCCUCCAGCCUCUCCAGCUACAGAUUCGUCUUCAUGCUGGGCCAGUUCCUGCACGGGAUGGGAGCCACGCCGCUCUACACGCUCGGCGUCACCUAUUUAGAUGAAAACGUCAAGACCAGCUACUCCCCCGUGUACAUUGCUGUUUUCUACACUGCUGCAAUCCUUGGGCCUGCAGCGGGUUAUCUGGUAGGAGGAAUGUUUCUAAAUAUUUAUACUGAAAUUGGCAGAGAUCUCCUCAUCUCCACCCCCAUCCUGGGGUCCCCCCACCGCCUCCCAGGAUCCCAGCGCUAUAUCGUCAUGAGGGUGUCAGAGGCUCAUCAGCUGAAGGAUGGCAGCCACAAAAAAGCAUCGGAUCCGGACUUUGGGAAAACAGUUAAAGACUUGCCUCGGUCAGUACUGCUACUUCUGAAGAACCCCACCUUCAUCUUCCUCUGCUUAGCAGGAGCAACCGAAGCCACCCUCAUUGCUGGGAUGUCCACUUUUGGACCCAAGUUCCUGGAGUCUCAGUUUAGUUUAAGUGCCUCUGAAGCUGCUACCUUUUUUGGUUAUCUGGUUGUGCCAGCCGGAGGGGGAGGCACAUUCCUGGGAGGAUUCCUUGUGAAUAAAUUUAAACUCCGCUGUUCAGGAAUCAUCAAAUUGUGUUUACUUUGCACCGUGUCAAGUCUGCUGGCUAUUUUCAUUUUUUUUAUCCACUGCCCUAACAUGCCGAUGGCAGGAGUAACCCAGAUGUACGAGGGAAGUGCUUUGCCUGGUGGCCACCUAAACCUGACAGCAGCCUGCAACGCCGAGUGUGGCUGUCUGCAGGAGACCUACAGCCCUGUCUGCGGGAGUGAUGACAUUAUGUAUUACUCUCCCUGCCACGCUGGCUGCAAAAAAGUGUCUGAAAACCUCAGGAAUGGCAAGAAGGUCUAUCACGAGUGUAGCUGCGUUGACAAAACCCUCCUGCCUGGCCCUGGUGACGCAGAGGCAGGGAAAUGCACGUCGUCUUGUGCCAGAAGGCCCCUGCUCCUCUUCUUCAUGUUCGUGGUGAUCCUCUUCACCUUCCUGAGCAGUAUUCCUGCCCUGACCGCCACUCUGCGGUGCGUCUCCGACAGGCAAAGGUCAUUCGCACUCGGGAUCCAGUGGAUUGUAGUACGAACACUAGGAGGCAUCCCUGGCCCCAUUGCCUUUGGGUCCAUGAUUGAUAAGUCCUGCCUGCUCUGGCAGGACCAGUGUGGCGAGCAAGGCUCUUGCUACAUUUACCAGAACUCAGCCAUGAGCCGAUACACCCUCAUCGCUGGACUGGUCUACAAGGUGCUUGGGACAACCUUCUUUCUAGUCGCCUGUUUACUCUACAAACCCCCACCACCGGAGUCAGCUCCUGGCAGCUCGGAUACAUCUCAGAACGGCAACUGUGACCUCCAGGCACACAAACCUUCGCUGCGGGCUGAAGGGGAUGUAUAG
Tauraco erythrolophus (red-crested turaco) is the source of this 2130-nucleotide messenger RNA. The record is from RefSeq and is a predicted model, not a curated record. Lineage: Eukaryota; Metazoa; Chordata; Aves; Musophagiformes; Musophagidae.